CGUCCUCUCCAGGUCUUUGAUGUUUCUGUGCUGCGGCUCUGGUCGUGUUUUGGUCAGGAGGUGGUGGAAAGAUGACAGCCAGAAAGUCCGGGUCGCGAUUAGAGACUGAAAUAGAGCGCUGUAGAUCUGAGGGACAAUGGGACAAAAUACCAGAGCUCGUGCGGCAGCUGUCGGCGAAACUCAUCUCCAACGAUGAUCUUGGGGAACUCCUGCUGGGGGAGGCCAAACUCCAGCAGUACCUCAAGGAAAACCCCAUCAAGCAGGGGUCAAGUCCACGUGGGCCCCGACCACGACUCCAGGAAGUUCGGAAACAUUUGACGGCUGCACUAGAUCGGGGAAAUUUAAAGCCUGAAUACAUGCAGGAGGCCAGUCUGAUCAUGGCUAAGCUGUGCUACGUGGAGGCGGAUUACAGGGAAGCGCUGAAUCAGUACAGCCGUGUGAAUCUGGAUGAGAUGCAGCUGGUGGGAGCUCCAGUCUACAGACUCUCCAUGAUCGCAGAGGCCUAUGCCACUAAAGGUCUUUGUCUGGAGAAAGUGCCCAUGGCGUCUCCAUCACUGUCCAACAGCAUUGCAGACAAAGACCAGGAGAUCAUCACUUGCUAUGAGAAGUCUGGAGACAUUGCUCUGCUCUACCUUCAGGAAGUUGAAAAGGCUCUUAGUGCUGGCAUUCAGAACCGCAGUCCAAAGCCCGGCCCGGUCACACAGGAACAGGAACUUGGCUACUUCCUUGAGACUGGACUUCAGAGGGCUCACGUCAUCCAUUUCAAAAAUGGUAACCUGACCCGUGGUGUUGGACGCUUCCGAGAGAUUCUCCGUGCCGUUGAGACCAGAACCACUCAGAACCUGCGUAUGACUAUUGCCAGGCAGCUGGCAGAGAUCCUGCUGAGGGGCAUGUGUGAACAGAGUUACUGGAACCCAUUGGAAGACCCUCCUAACCAAUCGCCCCUGGACGACCCACUCAGACACAGCCCACACGCCAAGGACUAUGCCCUAAGUCGCCGGCCGCGCAUCUACUCAGGAGAGAAUUUGUUUUGUCCUCAGGAGAACACAGAAGAGGCUUUACUUCUGUUGUUAAUCAGCGAGUCUAUGGCUAACAGAGACGCUGUUUUGAGUCGAAUCCCCGAACACAAUAAUGACAGAAUAAUCAGCCUCCAGAGUGCCUCUUUGGUGUACGACCUGCUGACCAUCGCACUGGGCCGUCGGGGACAGUAUGAGAUGCUCUCAGAGUGUCUUGAAAGAGCCAUGAAGUUUGCCUUUGAGGAGUUUCAUCUUUGGUUCCAGCUAGCGCUCUCCCUCAUGGCUGCUGGGAAGUCGGCUCGAGCAGUGAAGGUGCUGAAGGAGUGUAUUAGACUGAAGCCAGACGAUCCCACCAUUCCUCUGCUGGCCGUCAAGCUGUGUAUUGGAAACCUGCACUGGCUGGAAGAAGGUGAGCGCUUCGCUAAAAUAGUGAUUGAUAUGGGUGAGAAGGCGGCUGAAUUCAGGGCUAAAGGCUAUCUCGCUAUUGGUCUCGUCUACAGCCUGAAAGCCACAGAUGCAUCUCUGCGAGGAAUGCAAGAAGAGUAUCAGAAAAAAGCUCUGAGCGCUUUCCAGAGGGCACAGAGUCUUUCCCCCACUGAUCAUCUGGCUGUUUUCUACCUGGCGCUGCAGCUGGCAAUAUCCCGACAGAUUCCAGAAGCGCUCGGUUAUGUACGACAGGCGUUACAGCUGCAGGGUGAUGAUGUUCACUCGCUGCACCUGCUGGCCUUGCUGCUGUCAGCUCAGAAACACUACCACGAUGCUCUCAACAUCAUCGAGAUGGCCCUCAGCGAAUACCCAGAGAACUUCAUCCUUUUAUUCACAAAGGUGAAAUUGGAGACGUUGUGUCGAGGCCCAGAAGAGGCGUUACUCUCCUGCAAACGCAUGCUGCAGAUCUGGAAAUCCUGUUACAACCUCACCAACCCCAGUGAUUCUGGAAGAGGGAGCAGUCUGUUAGACAGAGCUGUUGCUGACCGUCGCCAGCUGAACGCCAUGACACUACCUGACUUCAGUGAUCCAGAGACAGCCUCUCAUGCCUCCUCCUCUCUCUCGGGGUCAGAACCUGUAUCUCCUCUUUUUCCUCUUUCAUCCCUCUAUUCUCCACCUCCACCCAAGGCCACAGAAUCCAACCAGAGGCGCAGCAGCCAUGCUUUCUGUGACCACGCCCCCCGCCGACGCUUCUCCUCCGCCAGCAACCUUCCAGAUGCUUUCUUUCAUGGUUUUGACUCCUUUAUUGGGGUUUGUUCUGUUCAUGCCACCUCUAUAGCAGCGUCCCGAGUGGAGCAGGCGCUGUCUGAAGUGGCCUCCUCCCUCCAAAGCAGCGCCCCAAAACAGGGACCCCUACACCCUUGGAUGACCCUCGCCCAAAUCUGGCUGCAUGCAGCGGAGGUGUAUAUUGGAAUGGGAAAGGCGGCGGAGGCUACAGCGUGUACGCAGGAAGCAGCCAACCUGUUCCCCAUGUCCCAUAACGUGCUGUUCAUGAAGGGUCAGGUGGCAGAGCUGCGGGGGAACGUGGACGAGGCCAAGCGCUGGUACGAAGAGGCGCUGUCCAUCAGUCCCACCCACGUCAAGACCAUGCAGAGACUGGGUCUGAUCUUGCAUCAGCUGCAGAGGUACAGUCUAGCAGAGAAGAUCCUGCGGGAUGCGGUGCAGGUGAACAGCACGGCUCACGACGUGUGGAACAGUCUGGGUGAAGUGCUGCAAGCGCAGGGCAACGACGCCGCCGCCACCGAAUGCUUCCUCACUGCCCUGGAGCUGGAGGCCAGCUGUCCCAUCUUACCAUUCACCAUCAUUCCCCGCACCCUCUGAGACAGUAAAACCUCUCUCCCACAGUCAUGCAUGAAACACAGCCCCCUUAAACACACACACAAACACACACACACACACACAGCCCAAUCCUCAAAACUUUUCCUCUACCCAGGAAUGCCUUUCAUGGAUUUUUCCUUCCUCCUUUCUCUGUAAGAAUAUCCUCCAGCUCUCUCAUGGGUCAGUUUCAAUCCAGAAACCAAUACAAGCUGAAGUCACCAUUCAUCAAACCCCAGUGCUUCCUUUUUUCUUUUGACUUUUAUUGGGGGGGCCUGAAACAUACAAUCGUGAAGUUCUAGUAGCUGUGUGUCAUACAAGCCAGUAAUAACACUGACGCGGAGAUGGUCAGACGUUUGCAUACUUGUGGUAUGUGUGUGCGCUUGUGCAGACGGUCAGAGUUUGUGUGUGCGUCCUUUAAAUGUGCCGAUUUCCAGGAUAUCCCUUCCUGUGUGGCGUGCGCGCCUGUUUGCUUACAGUGGCUCCCUGUUACACACACAGAGACGUAAUAAAGGUUGUGUAUUAUGCUGUUGAUCCUGAGGGCAGGUGUGUCACCCGUGUUGUGACUCCUAGAAAAACAUUACGUCCCAUUCUGAUCAAACACUCCAUUGUUUGUAUACUGUAUGUCAAAAAAGAGUGGCCUAGAGCAGAUGGAACGGAUGCCAAAAGAACAACUAUUCUACAAAGCAAAUACUUUAUCUCGCUUCUCGAUGAAAGAGAGGAUAAAUCUAGUUUUGGACAUUUCACUUUGUUCCUCGGUUUAUUUUUUCACGUUUGUCACGAUUCAGAGGUCAAGAUUUAUAUUGUUGAUUUAUCAGAGACGUGUUAUUUUAGAUGUUUAUUUAUCUGUCGCGGUGGCCGUGUGUUCCACGGGUAAAGACGUAUAUGUGUUCCGCAUGUGGACCUGAGAAGUUGUUGUUGGACUGUUACAGAUGGACAUGAUGGAGUCUGUCAGAUACACAAACGGUCAAAGUGAUGAAGUCGUGUGAGAGAGAGAGCGAGGAACACUGUAUGUGUGCACUUGAAGUCUUAGCAGUGGCAAUCACAGAGCCAAACACACAACUGGAAAAGCUGUUUUAUGAUGUCAAUAAAUGAUCAAUUGUGAAACAUC
Messenger RNA from Danio rerio (zebrafish), 3927 nucleotides. Lineage: Eukaryota; Metazoa; Chordata; Actinopteri; Cypriniformes; Danionidae. The record is from RefSeq and is a predicted model, not a curated record.